GGGCCCGCUGCUGCUGCAGCCGCCACAGCUGCUGCUCCGGGGCCCGCUGCAGCCGCAGCCGCCGCAGCUGCAGCCGCAGCCGCCGCAGCUGCAGCCUCGUGGCCCGCCGCCGCUAGAGCUCACAACCUCUCACGGCAUGGUAACCAGCCUCCACCGGCUCCUCCUGCCGUCGACGCUGCCAGCUGGUCACCAGCUGACACACAGCCGGACCUGGAGGGACGCAGCUCACCCGGCCCUGGUGCAGUAGUGGCCGCCGCUCAGUCGCCCGCCAUCCCACUGAUGCCAGACUGGGCAGCCGAGGGUCUUCCGGAGCACGGCGUUCAGCUGCUGUCGGCUCCUCCGACUACCGCCGGAGCCCCUGGCCCGGUCCCUGCCGGCGUCCCGGGCACAGCCACCGCGCCACCAACCGUCGCUGGCUCCGCCACCACCUCAAGUUUCGGGAACCGCGACCCGGCUCGCCAGGACGUGACCGGCCCCGACCACCAGCCGGGGUACGCCGAGUGCCACCGCCUGGCGCAGGUGCUCGUCGGCCUAGACUGCUCGCGGGGGUAUGUCGCCGACGAAGAGGCCGAGUCCAUCGUCCACCUGUGGCACCAGCUCUCCGCCGGCGACAGAGCCAAGGUGGCGGCCUCCCCGCGGUACCAGCACCGGCUGACGACUGGCCGGUUUAAACAGCCGAAGACCAGUCGGCUGUCUGGUGUCGUGCCGGGCGUGGACAGCGCACGGAGAGUCUCACUCAAGCGAGGAGCGGUUCCCGCGCAACGACCCGACUUGAACCGGCUCGCUGAGACGGUCGUCCGCCUGCUCUGCGAGCGGUACCGAAACCCCAGGCGCAGCGGAGGGUCGGUCCAGUCGCGCUGGGCGCAGAUCCUGGCCCACCACUCCAGCCUGCGGGACAUUCUCCUCAAAUGUCCCGCAAUCACCCAGCGGACUGGAGUCAACCUGGCGGCUCUGAACCAGCACACGCUCACGUCCUGGUUCAACGAGCACCAGAAGGAGACGGAGCGGAGAGCUCUUCUCCAGGGCGUGCAGCUGCCGCCAGCCCGUCCGAUCGCCGCAGUCGCCCUGCCAGCACCGGCGCCGCGGCUGAUGCAGGUGCAGGUGGUGCGGGUGGACUGCCGCCGCCCACCGCACCACUUCGUCCUGCCUGCCGACACGGUCGGACAAGCGCAGACCCGCCGUCGCCCGGCCGAGGACACCGGCCACGACACCGCCGCCAAGAGGCCCUACACGCGCCGGCAGCCCACCAACACCUGCGGCCAGUGCAAAGGCGCUCUGACGGCGGACACGGGGCACAGACGGGGGAAGGGCGGCCCAAGCCGAAACAAGGUUUUCUGUCCCGUUGCCAACCCUGAUCUAACAUACGAUCAGUGGUUGGCAAAGUUCAAGUGAGGAGUAUGUCUUGUACCUAUGUAUGUAUGUCUUGUCUAUGUUUUGUGUCCUGUAUGCCUGGCAAGUCCAACGCCAGACACCGGCGGAACUGCUUCAGGGCCGCUCUCUCCGGCCGCAGCUCAGGCGCUGCGCCCCCCCCCAUGAUCGCCGCUGGCGCCACCUUUCGGCGCCCCGCCGCCGUCGAUGGGGAGAAAAAUAAACCAGAUCUGACUUCGGAUGCCGUCAUGGUGUUUGUGUGGCGUAGAACAACGACGAUAAUAGCGAGUUAAAACCGCCUGACACUGUUUCAGGGUUUGGCGUUUUUGUUCGUGAAUGUUUGCUUGUUCCUUUGAUACUUAGGUUUACGAUUCCCUUCCUCCGUUUGUUUGUUUGGUCGUUAAACAUUAAAUAUACCAGUGU
Molecule: messenger RNA, 1791 nt
Organism: Amphibalanus amphitrite
Lineage: Eukaryota; Metazoa; Arthropoda; Thecostraca; Balanomorpha; Balanidae
Exons: 6
Coding region: 280-1392 (370 amino acids)
Source: RefSeq, a predicted model, not a curated record